AUGAAGUGCAAGUUUCUAAAAGGAUGUGUAAAGAAAUGGAAGAAAAUGAGGAAUCAUUUUUUGGCAACACCUUGUAACUAUUGGUUUAGAUUAUCGUCUUCUAUUCCCAAGGAUGUUCCAAAAGGUCACUUGGUUGUUUAUGUGGGAGAGAAUUGUAAGAGAUUUGUCAUCAAGGUUGUGUUGCUUAAUCAUCCACUUUUUAAAGCUUUGUUGGAUCAAGCUCGAGAAGAAUAUGAUUUCAUUGCUGAUUCUAAACUUUGUAUUCCUUGUAAUGAACAUUUUUUUCUUAGUAUUCUUAGUUUUGUAAGCUCUCCACAUCAUGAAAGGGUGUUUAAUUUGUUUGUGUUUGAAAUGAGAAAUUAA
Molecule: messenger RNA, 363 nt
Organism: Lathyrus sativus (Indian pea)
Lineage: Eukaryota; Viridiplantae; Streptophyta; Magnoliopsida; Fabales; Fabaceae
Source: the annotation of a GenBank genome assembly